Messenger RNA from Eutrema salsugineum, 357 nucleotides. RefSeq lists its product as uncharacterized. Lineage: Eukaryota; Viridiplantae; Streptophyta; Magnoliopsida; Brassicales; Brassicaceae. The transcript has a single exon. Bases 1 to 357 code for a protein of 118 amino acids. The record is from RefSeq and is a predicted model, not a curated record.
AUGGGAAAUUGUUUGGUCGGAAAGAAGAUUGCAAAUGUUUCUGAAGAAGAAGAAGAAAUAUGUGAACAAGUGAUACUGAAGAAAGAUUACAAAAGAAAAGAUCGGAAGGUGAAGAUUGUUCUAUCGAGAGAUGAGUUAGAGAAACUGAUACUUUUCCAGCUUAACGCAGACGGUGCAGAUAAAAAAGGAGAUGCCACUUUGGCUUCUUUUGGAGAUUUUCUUAGAGAACUUGAGGCCGAGAGAUUGGCUGGAGAAGCUGCAGCUGUGGCAGCCGAGGAAGAGAACUCUCGCCAGAAAUUAUGUCGGAGGUGGAGACCGUCGUUGGAGAGUGUCAUUGAAUGGCCUGAAGAAGUAUAG